ACGGCGCCCCUAAAGGGGUCAGGCCCAGCCUCGGGCCCCCCAUGCCUGCAGCUGCACGCGGCGCCGGCCCCGCCGCGCCGCCACCCGCGCCGCCGCCCCCGCCGCGGCCGCCCCGGGGCAGCACCGCCAUCCCAGCGGUGGGCGCCUGGGCCGAGAUUGCCAAGCAGCUGCGGCUCCGCAGGGAACAGCUGGCUGCGAACGGCGGCGGCGGCGGCGGCGGGGGCGGGACACCUGCGGCCGCCAACCGCACAGGAGCACCUGAAGUGCCUUCACCAUCACCUGGCGGGGGUCAGCACAAGAGGGGUGGCGGCGGCUGCGGCGGCAGUGCCGGUGGAGUUGGCGGACGCACCGCUGAUCGGCAAGUUGCAGGCGGCGGAGGUGCAGCGGAUCCGCACGUGCCGGGAGCACAGCCGCAAGCGCAGGCGCCAGCGGCUGGCGUGCGGACGAAGGGCGCCACGCGCCCGAGGGGGGGCGUGCGCGCGACCGCCGUCGGGCCGCUCCUGGCGCGCCUGCGGCAGGAGCAGGAGCAGGAAGGGGGGGCGGGCAUCCCGGGCAGCGGCUCGUGAG
Messenger RNA from Monoraphidium neglectum, 567 nucleotides. RefSeq lists its product as hypothetical. The transcript has a single exon. Lineage: Eukaryota; Viridiplantae; Chlorophyta; Chlorophyceae; Sphaeropleales; Selenastraceae. The record is from RefSeq and is a predicted model, not a curated record. The annotation marks the transcript as partial.